UGCUCAAUGACAACAUUGCAUGAUGUCCGAGAUAAUUUAGAAAAUCGAGAAACUACUUCUUUUAGCAGAAAAGUUUGAAGUCUCUUUGAAUAAACGACGUUUUUAAUUUGCGUGUAAAUUUUCGUGAAACCUUAUUACCUUUGGCACAAAUUUGCUCGAGAGAUACCGUUUCCCUAACAACUUUAAAGGUUUAUGGUAGGAAGGAUUUUCAAUAUUCAUCAUGGGAAGUGUGGACACUUCUUUAUCGGAUUUCGUUACCAUAAUUGUUAAAGCACCCAAUCAACAAAUAGCUGAUCAAACCAUAAAAUGCCAUUUGAAUUGGUCCAUCAAAAAGUUAAAAGAUUACCUAUCUCAAGUUUAUCCUAGUAAACCAAAACUCGAAGAACAGAAACUCAUUUAUUCGGGUAAAUUACUCACGGAUACAGCCAUUCUUAAAGAUGUAUUGCGUACGUACGAAGGACAAGAAAAUCACACAGUGCAUUUAGUUUGUGCUUCGAAAAUGAGUACGCAAAAAACGGUGAAAAAACCUACGCCUCGUUCUGAUUCCACCGAUUCGACUUCGUCUCACAGUUCUAAUACUCAAGCUGUCAACCAAGAAAAUGAUCAUACCCAGUCUCAGACGUCAUCCCAGAAUACACCAACUUUCCCUUUUAAUGGAUCAAGUGCGCCGUUCUUCGGAUCAGUGAAUCCAAAUCAGUUACCCUCGAUGAAUAAUUUUGAUACGAGAUUUAUUUGGUCCGGUGCAAACGCUUUUGGUGGCGUUAAUGAUAUUAACGCGAAUCAAUUAGCGAUGAUGCAGCAAGCUUAUGCUCAGUAUAUUUCGCAGUAUAUGCAAAUGAUUGGUCAACCUGGUUUGGGAUAUAUGACUACUAUGUCAAAUCCAUUAUCCAGAACGCCAAGUCAAUCUGCAGGAAUACUGUUUAAUAAUGCGAACAAUAACGUUAAUAAUUUCAAUAAUUUACCGAGAGUUAGGCCUCCUCUUGUUGAGGAAGAUGUACCUGAUCCUCCGGCUCCAGCGGUUGGUGCUGUAGGAAAUGACCUCGAUGAUGAUGAAAACCGAAAUAACAGAGACUGGUUAGAUUGGUUUUAUGUACUGAGCCGUGUUGUGGUACUUUUCAGUGUAGUUUAUUUCUAUUCGACUCCGUUACGUCUUUUGGUUGUAUUGGUACUUUUGUGUAUGUUUUAUUGGCAUCAAAAUAUGCGUCUACAAAACGAUCAGUUCAACGCUAACAAUAACAAUAACGAUAAUAAUAUCGCCAACCAUAACAAUAAUCAGAAUAACGAUAAUGUGAAUAAUCAGCAAAACGAUGACAGAGUAAAUCCACCUCCUGCGACAACCCCACCAUCAACACCGGAAGACGCUAAUGGCGCAGCUAAUGAACACCCACCUAACGAGACACCGGCAACCGCUACUACUCCACUAGAACCUACUCCUCCGAUUCAAGAGCGUUUAUCGCCAAUCGCGGUUGCUGUGCUCGCAAUACGUACAUUUUUCUUGUCAUUGGUACCUGAUCAACCCGUUGUUUGAAGCAGUUAAUUUAUAUGUUUUAUUUCGCUUAUGUAUUUAUCCUUCAUUCCUCAAAUUUUACGAUCUGGAGUCAUACCUCGUGUGAUUUUAAGUUCGGAACAAAAGUUGGGAAAUCAUGUAGUUGUUCAGAUAUCUUGUAUUGGCAAAGCCUACCUAAUGUGUAUCGAUGGUAUAAAUAUUUCUAUAUUUAUACUGUACGGUAAAAGUUAGUGCCAUUAUGUCAUUAUAAACUACAAUAUCAUCGUUGAAGUAUUUUUUAAAAGUCGUCAUUUUCCGGUUUUCAUUUCUUGAAGAAUUGCCGUCUGGCGUUUCAUUUUACAUAAUCCAAAGAUUAAGUUGUACUUUUAGUUGUCUUUUUUUCUUUUUACUUUUUUUUUGUAUGUGUGUAUGCGAUUUAUAUAAGUCUAAAUUCAAUGUAAAUAUUCAUUUGUUCGUUUUUUCUUCAUAUGUUACAUUUUCACUCGAAAUUUUACGGAAUUUCAUGAAAUAUGCGCGAUAGAUGAUUGUAUGGAAUCGAAACAGUUCGAUAUUAGUUACCGUAAAAGGCAUAAUAUUAGCAACACAACGCAUUAAAAAAUAUUACAUCUGUGUUUAAUCUAUAUAUUAUUCAUAUCGAAGUUGACAGCUAACGCUUGUAUUCGUUUUUAAAGCGUUUGUUGUUACAACAGUUUGUUAUAUUUUUGAAAAUACCGUGAAUUUAUCAUUUUUUUGUAUCCGCUGCGGUGGCUUAAAUGUUAUCUUUUUUUGUGAAUAAUUCUCGAGCCAAUGGACUAGUCAAACCAAAUGACCUCUCAACGUGUUAAUUACUCUUUCGAUUGCUGGAUCGUUCGUGGUUCUAGCUUCUUUAGUUGUUUGUAACUUCUUGUGAUGUAAAUUAGCUAUGAGAAUAAGAGCUGGUGAAGAUAUUUGUUCAAAAUUUCAAAUAAUUGAGCCAAUCUCUUUGCGAGCACUUAUUGUGAUUGAAAUAACAGCCGAAGCUAGUACAAUAAACAUCCUCGCAAUUACUGAAGGAGUAACGUUUUACUCUACUUGUCGAGAGGUUAUUCAACUUGGUCGGCUUUCCGGUUCGAAAAUAAUUAUUUACAAAAAAUUCGUUACUUAUUGAACCAUCUUAGUAUAAAUCGUGUCUAAUUAAAAAUAUUAAGACAUUAAAUUGUUUGAAAACUAUUAAAA
Molecule: messenger RNA, 2701 nt
Organism: Planococcus citri (citrus mealybug)
Lineage: Eukaryota; Metazoa; Arthropoda; Insecta; Hemiptera; Pseudococcidae
Gene: Herp
Product: Homocysteine-induced endoplasmic reticulum protein
Exons: 7
Coding region: 221-1528 (435 amino acids)
Biological process (GO): endoplasmic reticulum unfolded protein response
Molecular function (GO): protein binding
Source: RefSeq, a predicted model, not a curated record